AUGACAAGCGUCCUACCCCAAGGGGAUAUCAUUGGUAUGAAGCGUUGCAACACGUCGAUCAUGCCCACAAGGCAAACCAACGUCGCUCAGCUUCAAGGAUUUUACUGGCCACGAUAUGUCACGCUUCCAGUUUCCUCCAACAAGAGUAAACCAUCUGAGAAAGUGAAGCCCGCAAAGGCAAUGAGACCACGAAAGAACUCAUUCUCCAAGGAGAGACAACAGAUUGAAGCAUGCUUGAAGCUGCUGCCAAAGACUUCUCUUGACUUUGACAUUUUGGCGACACUUUCGCCGCAGCCUGAAACGUUUUUGCACAACAGUGGUCCUGAAGAACGUCAACCACAACAUUCGUAUGCAUGGAACCCAGUCUCUCGCAGGGAAGCUCUCAACAGCAAGAAUUCUUCAUUGAAGUAUGUGUCUCGAAUGGUGCCUGUCAAGGUUUCAAGAAAACAUUCUCCACGAAAAGGCUUGCGAAGAGCUGACAAACGGCCGAUGUGCAAGGGAUAA
Molecule: messenger RNA, 504 nt
Organism: Cylindrotheca closterium
Lineage: Eukaryota; Bacillariophyta; Bacillariophyceae; Bacillariales; Bacillariaceae
Source: the annotation of a GenBank genome assembly